AAAUGCGAGCAUCUCUUUGUCCGUGUUUCCAUGUUUAUUCCCGAAUUCAAGCCAGUGUUUAAAAUGGUAGAGCUAAAAUCCCCAAAUCUCAUAAUAAYAACUAUAAACAACACUUAUAACUUGAAAGCGUUCGAUUGGGCUUCCUGUGGAGCCCCACAAUGCAACAACCCAAAUGAUAAAAGAACGCCUGGUAAUUUUCUUUCUUCCGAUCCACCAUCAUUGAAAAUGGCUGCGAACUUCUGGCUCUCAUCUCACCGUAACGAAUGGAUUUUAAACCGAGAAGAAAUUCUAAUAGAGAGACAGCAGGACUUGAAAACUCUCACCGAGGCAGAAUACCAACAAUUUCAUAUMUUUUACGCGAAUUUUAUCCAAGCGUUAGGCGAACAUCUGAAACUUCGACAGCAAGUGAUUGCGACGGCCACGGUAUUUUUCAAAAGAUUUUACGCCAAGAACUCGCUUAAAUGCAUCGACGCUUUGCUAGUGGCGCCGACUUGUGUUUAUUUAUCAUCUAAAGUAGAAGAAUGUGGGGUUAUAUCGAAUAAUCGGCUUAGCACCGCUUGUUCCACAGUUUUAAAGACGAAGUUUACAUAUGCAUUUCAGAUGGAGCAGUAUCCUUACAGAAUGAGUCAGGUACUGGAAUGUGAAUUUUACCUCCUCGAAAUGAUGGAUUGUUGUUUAAUAGUAUACCAUCCAUACCGACCCCUCACGCAGUAUGUCUCCGAUCUUGCAAUGGAAGAUGCUAUUUUACCGAUUGCUUGGAGAAUUGUUAACGACAGUCUUAGAACUGAUGUCUGUCUUUUAUACCCUCCAUACUUGAUUGCACUGGCUGCAAUUCACAUGGCGUGUGUAAUACAACAGAAAGAUACAAAACAGUGGUUUGCCGAACUCUCUGUCGACAUGGAUAAAAUAGUGGAAAUAACACAAGAAAUUUUAAACUUGUAUGAAAUAUGGAAAAAUUUUGAUGAGAAAAGUAGUAUCAGAAAUGUGCUGAACAAGGCUCCUAAGCCUAAAGUUAGGCCAUCGUCAACUACU
Messenger RNA from Exaiptasia diaphana, 1032 nucleotides. RefSeq names its product cyclin-C. Gene Ontology annotation, biological process: positive regulation of transcription by RNA polymerase II. The record is from RefSeq and is a predicted model, not a curated record. Gene Ontology annotation, cellular component: nucleus; mediator complex. NCBI's taxonomy places the organism in Eukaryota, Metazoa, Cnidaria, Anthozoa, Actiniaria, Aiptasiidae. Gene Ontology annotation, molecular function: cyclin-dependent protein serine/threonine kinase regulator activity. The transcript has 2 exons. The annotation marks the transcript as partial.